This is a messenger RNA of Bipolaris maydis ATCC 48331, 1527 nucleotides long. Its product is annotated as cytochrome P450. Gene Ontology annotation, molecular function: oxidoreductase activity, acting on paired donors, with incorporation or reduction of molecular oxygen; monooxygenase activity; iron ion binding. Lineage: Eukaryota; Fungi; Ascomycota; Dothideomycetes; Pleosporales; Pleosporaceae. The record is from RefSeq and is a predicted model, not a curated record.
AUGGGGAAUCCACAUCAUUCUUACCACGUCUCUGCCUUUUUGCAGGCCAAAAAUCUAUUAGUGAUGUUUGGUUUCAUGCUUGGAGCAGCUAUCUUGCAAUUCAUCCUUACCCGCUUCUAUAACUUGUAUUUCCACCCUUUACGCAAAUUCCCCGGCCCAAGACUCGCAGCAGCCACUGGACUCGUUUUCUCCUACAAGGUUCUACGUGGCGAAGAGGUUGCAUGGGAAGCAGAAAUGCACAGGAAAUACGGUGAAGUUGUGCGGCUUGGACCUAAUCGAUUGAGUUAUGUGACACCUGAAGCCUGGAAAGACAUCGCUGGCCCUGGAGCGGGUAAGCGCCUUGAGAACACAAAAGACCCGGCAACAUUCGGACCAGACUUCGCUGGUACCUUGUCUUUAGGCUCUCAGCCAGAUACAAUGGUUCACAGGGCGCAUCGAAGGGUCUUUGCACCGGCAUUUAGCGACAAGGCUUUGAAGCUACAGGAGCCAUUGAUCCAAGCUUACCUCAACUCACUCGUCAGGAUCAUCAAGAACAACGCAACAGCUACCCCAGCUGUUGGAUUUGACCUUUCCAAAUUACUCAACUGUAUGACCUUUGAUGUUAUGGCGGAUCUAGCUUUUGGAGAGCCUCUUGGCCUGCUCGAACAAUCAGAGCUAUCACCUUGGGUCCAGGCAGUCCUUGGAAAUGUCAGAAGAAUUUCGGUCGGACGUCUGGCACGCGAGUACAAGGGAUUGAAACUCCUGAUUAAGAUACUCAUGACUAAAGAAGUCAUGGAGGGCGCACGUCUCCACUACAACCAUUCCUAUGAGCGGGUAGAGAAGCGGCUGAAUCGAGGCAUCGACAUCGGGAAACCCGACAUAUGGAAACUUGCCAUGGAGAAGGCCGAUCAAGUACCAGACAUGUCAAAGAAGCAGAUGGCGGCCCACGCACAGGCAUUCAUGAUGGCUGGAACAGAAACGACUGCAACAUUACUAAGUGGCUUGACAUUCCUCCUACUACAGCAUCCACAUUACAUGCAGAGACUGCAGGACGAGGUGCGUGCACUAGGCAAAGAGGACUUGAACCUCGAAAACCUAGCCCGUCUGCCUUUCCUCAACGCAUGCAUUCAAGAAGCCUUAAGGGUCUACCCGCCUGCCCCAAUUGCCUUUUUCCGCAUCACACCCAAGGGAGGGAACAUGAUUUGUGGACAAUGGAUACCAGGAGGCACCACCGUUGCUAUCCCUCACUACGCCGCCUACCAUCACCCUUCCAACUUCAAAGACCCCGAUUCCUUCAUUCCAGAGCGCUGGCUUCCAGGAUCCGGAUAUGAUAGUGAUCGCAAGAAUGCGUGCAAUCCGUUUUCAGUUGGGCCGCGCAACUGUAUUGGUCAGAACCUAGCUAAUCAUGAGAUGCGUGUCAUUCUUGCGUCUCUUACGUGGCACUUUGAUUUUGAGUUGUGUCCGGAAAGUGCGAAUUGGCUUGAUCAGAAGGUGCAUUUCUUGUGGGCUAAGGACCCUCUUCUUGUAAAGGCAAAGUAUAUCAGAUAG